AGCCAAACAAAAUUGGGCAUUGAAUCUGGAAAGACUUAAAUGUCAAUCUGGAUUUUGAGUAAUUGUGUUUUUGAGGCCAUGAAAUUUCAGGGUUUUUGGCGCUCACUGUGUGCAGUCAGUGGGGGAUCCUUGGCUACUUAUGUUGGCCUCAAGGUGCUCGAGCGGAACCAGGAGCGAGAUGGGUAUCAUGGCGGGCAUGAGCUAAUUAGCAGCAGUGGCUGGAGCCACGAUUGGGAUCAGCGUAAGCUUGUGCAUCAGAAGAUAUCGAACCAAGGGAGCUUUGAGGCUGAGCCUGAGGCUGUUGCUCUGCGACACAUUGUGCUGGUGCGGCAUGGUGAAUACAAUUCCUCGCCGGAUGGCGGGCAUCUCACGGAGCUGGGGCGACUGCAGGCGCAUCGCACGGGUCAGCGGCUGCACGAAAUGGGCGUGACCUGGGACCAUGUGGUAGCGUCGACCAUGUCGCGCGCCCAGGAAACGGCCAUGAUCAUACUGAAGCAAAUUAACUUUGAUCCGCUCAAGAUGAAGCGCUGCGAGCUGCUGCCCGAAGGCACGCCCUGCCCAGCCGAUCCGCCUCAAAAUCGCAGCGUCGAAAGUGUGGAGCAGGCUUUCCGGCGCGAUGGACCGCGCAUCGAAGCCGCCUUUCGACGGUACUUCUUUCGCGCCUCGCCCGAGCAGAAGGAAGACUCCUACCUGCUGCUCAUUGGCCAUGCGAAUGUGAUACGCUAUUUGGUCUGUCGCGCCUUGCAGCUCUCGCCGGACGCCUGGACACGCUUCAGUCUGCACCAUGGCUCCAUCACCUGGCUGACCGUCUGGCCCACCGGCUACGUCACUAUGCGUUGCCUGGGCGAUGCCGGCUUCAUGUCCAUCAGUGAGCUAACCCACCGAAGACCCAAAGCAAACGUGAAAUAAGCUCUUCAGCAGAGCCAGGCUUUGGUGAUGGUUUUAUAAACUUUAUUAAACUCGGCUUUAUAUUUAUA
Messenger RNA from Drosophila hydei, 977 nucleotides. RefSeq names its product serine/threonine-protein phosphatase Pgam5, mitochondrial (gene Pgam5-2). The record is from RefSeq and is a predicted model, not a curated record. The coding region runs from base 40 to 909 and encodes 289 amino acids. Gene Ontology annotation, biological process: positive regulation of mitochondrial fission. Lineage: Eukaryota; Metazoa; Arthropoda; Insecta; Diptera; Drosophilidae. The transcript has a single exon. Gene Ontology annotation, cellular component: mitochondrion.